Messenger RNA from Gasterosteus aculeatus aculeatus (three-spined stickleback), 4664 nucleotides. RefSeq names its product bridging integrator 1a (gene bin1a). Gene Ontology annotation, cellular component: synaptic vesicle; cytoplasm; plasma membrane. The record is from RefSeq and is a predicted model, not a curated record. Gene Ontology annotation, molecular function: phospholipid binding; tau protein binding. NCBI's taxonomy places the organism in Eukaryota, Metazoa, Chordata, Actinopteri, Perciformes, Gasterosteidae.
CAGGCUCCUGCGUGGACGCGCAGCAGCAUCUGUGCCUUUAAGAGCCUCUCUGACAGCAUCCUCUUCUGGCACGGACGCGCACUCGGCUGCUCAACAUUUGGGAAUACAGACAGAUCUGCGCUACAAGAUGGCUGAGUUGAAUUUGGGGAAGGGGCUGACCGCGGGGAAAGUGGCCAGCAACGUUCAGAAAAAGCUAACGAGAGCCCAAGAAAAGGUUCUUCAGAAGCUUGGCAAAGCCGAUGAGACCAAAGAUGUUGCUUUUGAGGAAGGAGUGAUCAACUUUAACAAACAAUAUGCCGAAGGCAGCAAACUGCAAAGGGACCUUAGAGCAUACCUGGAGGCCGUGAAAGCCAUGCACGAGUCCUCCAAGAACGUGCAGGCCUGCUUAGCUGACAUGUAUGAACCCGAGUGGUACGGCAAGGACGAAGUGGAUUCCAUUGUGGAGGACUGCGAUGUGCUUUGGACUGAUUACCACCAAAAGUUGGUCGAUAAUGCCCUCAUCUCCAUGGAUACCUACCUGGGCCAGUUCCCUGAUAUCAAGUCGCGUAUAGCUAAGAGGGACAGGAAGCUCGUGGAUUAUGACAGUGCCAGGCACAACUAUGCCACCACACACAAGACCAAGAAAAAGGAUGGGAGCAUCAAAAUUACCAAGCCCUCCUCUUUGUUGGAGAGGGCCACUCCAGGCUGGGCCCAGGGCAUAUUGUCUGCACACAACGUCGCUCAGAGCAGUCUAUCCAGAAACCAGGCUGAGGAUGAGUUGGAGAGAGCGCAGAAGGUAUUUGAGGAGAUUAAUAUUGACUUGCAAGAGGAAUUACCUUCACUCUGGAACAGUCGUGUUGGAUUUUACGUCAGCACCUUCCAGAGUUUGGCUGGUUUCGAGGAAAAGUUUCACAAGGAAAUUGGCCGGUUGGAUCAGGACUUGUACGAUAUCUUGGAGAAAUUGGAGGAUACAGACAUGCAGCAAACAACUGGGAAAACAGGUCCCAGCGGCGCCUCAUCGUCAGGAACAAAUAGGAGUGCGAGUGUAAAAGAAGCGUCCAACCACAGUCUCAGGCCGGCAGGACCACCACCAAUCCCCAAAUCUCCCUCCAAGCUAAGGCCUGCAAUGCCUCCUCCACCCAAGGUGACCCCAUCUAAGGAGAUGAAAACCGAGAACAUCGUCAGCCUGUUUGACGCUGCAGCUACUCCUGAUAUCAACGUCACCUCCCCGACAGAGCCUGCAAACUGGGACUCAUGGCAUGAGGACAGUGGUGCCCAGGAAGAGGACACCGACCAGAACUAUGACCCUGUGGCUGCUGCCACGGAUGCCUGGGGCGAUGAUGGUUCACAGCCUGUCCGCUAUGACCCCAUAGCAGCUGCCACAGAGGGCUGGGGUGAUGAUGGAACCCUGCCGGUUCGCUAUGACCCUGUGGCCCCGGCUCAGGAAGGAGGGGGGGGUGACGAUGAGGGCCAGCGGGCUCAUUGCGAUCCCGAGGGCGAUGCCCAGGAGGACUGGGCCGACGACGGGGUCCAGCCCGUCACAGAGGUGCCUGCCCCUGAGGAUGAAACGCCUGCAGCUGAUGCUCCAGGUGAAGUGGUCGAGGUGGUCGAGGUGGUCGAGGAAGACACCACACCGGCCGAUGCUACGUUGGAUGAUGAAGAGGGUCAGGGUGAGUCUGCAGCAGCUGCUGCAACACCUGAAGAAGAAGCACCAACAGAGGAGACGCCUGAAGUACAAACAGAAUCAACAGAGGCAUCAUCAGAGCCCGAAAAAAUGCCACCUGGCUUCUUGUUUAAGCUCCAGGUGAUGCAUGAUUAUGCUGCCAACGACACAGACGAACUGGAGAUGAAGACUGGUGAUGUGGUGCUGGUAAUCUCCUUUGACAACCCCGACGAACAGGAUGACGGCUGGCUGAUGGGGAUGAAGCAGGACGACUGGCUGCAGAACAAAGAAAACGCCGCUAGAGGAGUAUUCCCAGAGAAUUUCACUCAAAGGCUGUGAAAGAUGUGGACAAGAUGUCACUUCAGCGGCCGUCAUCAUGUCUCUCUUCCUCUUGCCUCAAUCCUUCCUUCCCUCUCUCGACUAGGACUUUGGCCAUAGAAGCAGAGCUGAAAUCAUGCAUUGCUAAGGUCUGCUACACUGUGCUAAAAGUGGAUCUUGGCAUUUCGCUGGAUUUCUGUCAACAUUUACAGAUGUAGUCAUUUCACAGCCCGCCCCUCCUUUAUUGUCCCACUUCUACUUACAAAAAAAUGAUUAAUAAGAGAAUCCUGACAUACAGGAUAUAUGCAGGAUUAUGUGCCUCUGCAAUGUCUACAUUUGCGAUCGCAUUAUAAUAUUUUAUUCUUAGCGAUGUCUCUUCAUAAACUCGCCACGGCCUGUUUCUCCACCAUAACAGGGCAAAUCUGUUUUGAGACAUGGGUUUGUUCAUCUGUGACUGAGAGAUUGAAGAAGUAAAUGAUUAAGACAAAGUAUUCCUUCCACACGCACUCAGCGAAGGCCUGAGCCCUAAAUUCUGGUUCCAAUUUCUAACUGGAAACUUCUGCCCAGUCAAACUGAGAAACUACCUUUGAAUGGACGAGUUGCAGAAUCAGCACCUAAUCAGCUAAAUAGCAAAAAAAUAAUGUAAGUAAACAAAACUAAGUUAUCCAUCUCAACAACACGUCUUGAGUUUAGCCACUCACUUUUAAUUCUGAGGCAGAUCGCCAUCUUCUCAUGCUCAAGUGGGUUUUUGAAACAAAUCUCUAUUUUUGUCAAUAGUAUGUUUUAGCCACAUGUGUAGCCAUCAAGUGUCGUUGUUUUCUUUGGGGAUGCGGGUUUCCACACCUGUGCCCAUUCGCUUUUUUUCGGUAACGGAGCGGCUGGCCGGAGUGAGUCGGCGGAGCUCAAGCGUUGCGGUUUUGGUGCCAGUAUCGUGCUGGUCACCGACCCACAAUCACUCUGAUUUCUCCUGGUUCUGCUGCUGAAACUAUGCCCGUUGGACUCAUCCAAACCAUCUCUGAUUUCUAAUUUGAUUACCUACUGGUGAAACAUUGAACAAUGGGCUCCUAGUUGUUGUAUUAGUUUAGGUCCAAUAGUGGUAUAAUAGCAUGAACCUUUUGUUAAACACACAAACAACUCAACGAGAGAAGGAAUUACAUUUAAAAAUGCUUUAAAAACACAAAUAUAAAUACUGAUCACAGAGUCUAUAGAGUAGAACAAUGCGAGACUUCCUCUCUGACAGUCAGGUUUUUUAUUGUAGUUGGAAUUUGUGUGAAGUUGUGUGGAGUGGGCAUGUUAAAAAAUCUUUUCAUGGGAUUGUCCUUUUUUUUUCAUAAGGGAUUCAAAAUAUGCAUUAUUCAGGCUUGCUUAAAGGCUAGCCACCAAACUACUACAAUGAGACGCUGCUACUGGUAGUAUAAUAGGACGGCAGAUAUGGUUACACUUUAAUGCUAAUCAAAUAUAUUAUAACUGAGCCGGCCUUUUGAAAAUGUGCCGAAAACAAUUCCUUCUGUUUGCAUUGAGACGACUUAACUCAAAUGCAGAGGAUUCAGAAUAUGCACCAGAGCAACGUCUUUUAUUUUUGUAUGCUGACAAGCAAUGAUUACAAAUAGCCUAAUGUAACUAUGUCAACAUAAUUGCCAACUUACUGUAGGGUGUUAUGGAGUGUUUUGUACUUCUGUCAGGUUCACUGCUCUCUACAUAGCCGCUUACUGUAGGUAAUUCAAAACAUCUCACAUUCAUUCGGUCACUGACUCAGAAGACGUUUCUCAUGAUAUUAUUAACAUGUAAUAAGAGUGUGAGAAAAUGGUUGUGUGAGAUUGUAUGUGUGCGUGUUUUACGGGACGUUUGGAAAUCUAAAUUCUUUAUCUAUAGGCAAUUGUUGUUGGAGGAUAUCACCACCACCACCUACCAGGGGAUGUGGUUGACUGGACAAAGACAACUCUUUUUCCACUCGCUGGUAUUAUGGUUCCAGGUGUUAUUGUGCAUUUGUUGUGUAUAAGUGUAAUUUUGCCAAGCUGUGAUGACAGAUACAUAUUAUAUAAAGUCAUUCAUAUCUGUAUGUGAGGUACUGUGAGCAUGCUGACUUCCCAUGUGUUGUUGUGUGAACACCCUUAAUUUAAGACAAUGAUACAUGGGUCACUUUUGAGGCAGCUGGAUUUUUUUAAAAUUUAUUUAUUGUUAUUUAUUUGUUAACCUUAGUAGGAGAUAUGGUCGGCAGUUAUACAUGAAAUGUGUUUUUUCACCAUUCCCUCACAAAUUUGUCAUGAUUACGGUUGCUCGUUUUCCAUCAGCAAUUGCCUCAAAAUGUUGCCAAGGUAUCGUGGUCCCAGCAGGCCUAACCAUGAUUGCAUGGAGACGGGACACAUGGAGAAAAGCUUCACACCACCAGACUCAGGUGGACACAUUUAAAAAGAGUUUUCAGUAUUUCAACCAUUUGAGAUGUGCAUGAUUAAUUUCAUAAUUAUAAAAAGGCUCGCGUGAGAACGUCACCUGCAUAUUUUUGGUAAACCAAUCACCGUCAUAUUCUCAUUUUUUAAAAAUGUGUAAAUUGGUGAGUGUUGCACCUUGGUCUGGUUUUUGGAGGCAUUUGUCUAUAUGGAUGAUGGCGUCUCCUGUAAUGAGCAAUGGGAUACAACAAAAAAAAUGUUUUUCCUGUACCUAACUGAACAAAAACAUUAAAGAUUCUGUAGAAUCUCCCCACUGC